GCUGUCACGGCGGCGAAGAGGUGCGCGGGGAGAGCGGCGCUGGGUACAGGCGGCAGCAGGAGGAGGGCAGCGCAGGAGGCAGAGGGGAGAGCGCUGCUGCACUCACACACACAGCAGCACUGAUACACGCAUAGCAGCCGGGAGGUAAUGCAGCAGCGCAGAGUGUACUGGCAGUGACCAGCAGCCGGCUGCCUGCACAUAUCCCGGGAUCACAUUAUAAAAUCUCCCUUUGCGCUAAUUGGGUACUGCCCCAAGCUCGCAGGUGUGCGCGCCCCUGUGCCAUCCUGUGACACCCCAACACCUGCUGCGGCUCUCUGCGCUCCCAUGGUGGCCCUGUGGGGCUAGCAGCGGCGGCGGCCCCGGGGUAUAUGUGUCCGGAUCAGGCUGCGGGUCUUUCCCUGCGGUCUUCAGGGGGCGGAGAGGGGGAAUCUUCCUGCUGCCAAGAAGAGCGGAGUGUGCAGAUGUAAAUAAGACUCUUCCUCCUUCUCCUCCUCCUCCGCUGCUGCUGGGUGAUGAGGAGGAGCCCCAGGGUCCCCACCAAGACUUCGUAGCCACGGAGGGGGCAGACCUGUGCCGCCCUGUGUACCCCCAUCCUCCCAGCAGCAGCCACUCACCCAUGAGCCCCAGGAGGAGCCCUGAUGUGCAGCCUGCUGUAGUAGCCGGGGAAGGAUAAGGCAGCAGCAUCCCUGCCGCACACAUGCCCGGAGCCGCGGCCGGUACCAUGCUGCCAUGCUGAUGCCGCCGCUGCUCAGAGAAGAAGACCGGCCGGGUGUAGUAGGAGGCGUCCAAUCAGGGAUCCCGAUGUCCCCAUCAUUCGGGGGUUAGUGCGGGAGGAGCGGCCCCCGGGAGCAGGAGACUCGCUUCCUAUCACUGCUCCCUGCGGUCUGGGGCUGUGCAGAGGGACAUGCGGGAGGGCGGCCGCAGCGCAUCGCCGGCUGCAGGACACGACGCAUCCCCGCCGCUCGCACUGACUGCUGGCAGCGAGGACUGAAGAGGGCACCCAGCAGCAGCAGCGAGGACUUGGCUCAGGAGGCAUCAAAGCAUGGGCUGUGCUCCAAGCAUCCACAUCUCUGACAGCAGGGUGGUGUAUCACAGUGGCAAAGAGUCUGACGACUCCAACUCUCCCCACCAGACCAACGCACUGUCUCAGCAGCAAGGCAACUCUGUCCCUGGAUUAUUCAUUAAAUCCUCUAACACAUCCACUUAUAAGGUGAGGGCUAAUUCCUCUAAGAAAGGCAGGAGGGAGCACAGCCAGAGCAUGGAGGCAGAGGUACACACCAGCAGAUCCAGUGUGAAGGCAGCUGUAACAGAAGUGCAGUUUGGUCCAAUGAGACUCCACCAAGAUCAACUUCAGGUACUUUUAGUAUUUGCCAAAGAAGAUAGCCAGAGUAAUGGAUUCUGUUGUGCGUGUGAGAAAGCAGGCUUUAAGUCUAACAUUGCCAAGACACCAGAAUCUGCUUUGGAAAGCUUUUUAGAUAAACAUCAUGAAAUUAUCAUUAUCGAUCAUAGGCAGACACGAUGUUUUGAUGCAGAAGCUCUAUGCAGGUCCAUCAGAGCUAUCAAACCCUCAGAAAACUGUGUCAUAAUUGCUGUAGUUAGAAGACAAAGUGACCGAGAUGAAACGUCGAUAAUGCCCCUAAUAUCUGCUGGAUUUACCAGGAGGUAUGUGGAGAAUUCCAAUAUCAUGGCCUGUUACAAUGAGCUUAUUCAGUUAGAAUAUGGAGAAGUACGUGCACAAUUUAAAUUAAGGGCUUGUAAUUCACUAUUUACUACACUAGAGAAGAGUCAAGAAGCCAUUGAAAUUACAAAUGAGGAUCACAAAAUACAGUAUGUGAAUCCUGCUUUCGAAAGUAUGAUGGGUUAUCAGAAGGAUGAACUAUAUGGAAAAGAAUUAAUUGAAGUGCCUAAUAAUGAAAAAAAAUCUGAUUUCAUAGAUAAUAUUAAUUCUUGUAUAAAAACAGGAAAGGAAUGGGAAGGUGUUUACUAUGCCAAAAACAAAAAUGGUGAUAAUAUCCAGCAAAAUGUAAAGAUAAUUCCUGUUUUUGGACACCGAGGUAAGAUCAGACACUAUGUGUCUAUUAGCCGGCCGUGUAAUGACAACAAUAAGGUAGAAAAACAGUGUGAGCGAGUUCAGGCUGAGUCUCAAACAGAUAUCCAGAGUUGCAGACACAAGGACAGGCGGAAAGGUUCCUUAGAUGUUAGGUCAACCACCUCCCGAGGAAGUGACGGUAGUUCACAGAGGCGGCAUUCUUCAAUGGCAAGAAUACAUUCAAUGACUAUUGAAGCCCCUAUUACAAAGGUAAUAAACAUCAUCAAUGCUGCACAAGAAAACAGCCCGAUGCCAGUGGCAGAAGCCUUGGACCGAGUGCUGGAGAUCUUAAGAACCACAGAAUUGUAUUCUCCGCAGCUCGGAACCAAAGAUGAGGAUCCUCACACCAGCGACUUGGUUGGAGGUUUGAUGACAGAUGGGUUACGAAGACUAUCAGGGAAUGAGUACAUGUUCUCAUCAAAGCACGUCCAUCCAGCUUCUGGGCACCUAAUCUCAUCUUUCUCCCUUACUGACAUCCCCCCGCGGAUAGCACAAGCAAUGGAGAAUGAAGAGGAUUGGGAGUUUGAUAUUUUUGAAUUAGAGGCUGCCACUCAUAAAAGGCCUUUAGUUUACCUUGGCCUUAAACUGUUUGCUCGAUUUGGGGUUUGUUCAUUUCUAAACUGCUCAGAAGCUACGUUGAGGUCUUGGCUGCAUGUUAUUGAGUCAAACUACCAUUCAGGCAACGCUUACCAUAAUUCAACGCAUUCCGCCGAUGUCUUACAUGCCACUGCUUACUUCCUGUGCAAAGAACGAGUGAAGCAAACCUUGGACCAGAUUGACGAGGUUGCUGCUCUUAUUGCUGCCACUGUUCAUGAUGUGGAUCAUCCUGGGAGAACAAAUUCAUUCUUGUGCAAUGCUGGAAGUGAGCUGGCAAUCCUUUAUAAUGAUACAGCGGUGUUGGAGAGCCACCAUGCUGCACUGGCCUUCCAGCUGACAACGAGAGACGACAAGUGCAAUAUAUUCAAAAACAUGGAGAGGAAUGAAUACCGCACUCUGCGGCAAGCAAUCAUCGAUAUGGUUCUAGCAACAGAAAUGACGAAGCACUUUGAACACGUUAACAAGUUUGUCAACAGCAUCAAUAAGCCAUUAGCUGCACUGGAUGAAAAUGAGAGCACCGUCAGUGAAGAUGACUCGGUGAAAAACGUACUGACGUCUCCUGAAAAUAGGAUAUUAAUAAAGCGGAUGCUUAUAAAGUGUGCAGACAUUUCCAAUCCAUGCCGAGCGCUGGAGCAGUGCAUAGAGUGGGCUGGUAGGAUAUCGGAGGAGUAUUUUGCACAGACGGAUGAAGAGAAACGCCAAGGUUUACCUGUGGUAAUGCCUGUGUUUGACAGGAAUACAUGCAGUAUUCCUAAAUCUCAGAUCUCAUUUGUGGAUUAUUUCAUCACUGACAUGUUCGAUGCAUGGGAUGCAUUUGCGGACUUGCCCAACUUAAUGCAACAUAUGGAUAACAAUUUCAAAUAUUGGAAAUCACUAGAUGAAAGACAGCUAAAGACUUUGCGGCCGCCCCCUGAAUAGCUAAAUCUGGCACCCAGUAACACCUCUCAGCCAAUGAAGCUCACCCUAAUAGGAGUCCGAUUAGUUUUGGUUAAUUCACUGUUACCAAAACCUGCUUCUUCAUCUUACAAGAACGUUCAUGUAACAAGGAUUGUCAGGUCAAGCGUUACCUCCAGUACCCUGCAGUAAACUUUAAAGACACAAAACAAAUAAGCCUUUUGCAUUACUUUAUCUCACAAGUUAAAUUACACUGGAUUGCUGCAAUAUCAGUACUGACGGGUUCUACACAAAAUAGCUGUUCAUUUUCUUCAUGCCUUUAUGAAAACCUUGAAGAGACCUUGGAUAAAAGUUUUCUCCAAGAGAUCGCUCAAAGAAAACAAAAAAACAAACUGAAAUUUGCAAGUGAAGGAAAUCAUCUUUCGUGUCUCGCAGCUUUUAAGAGAACACUCUGCUUUUUUUUUAAAGCACUUAUAGUUGUAACAAUCAACACAUUAAAAUGCACUCUUUAUCAAGGAGUUUUUGAUCUCUAAAAAUAGAUCUACUCUAUUUUUUAAUAUCACAGAUGGGGCAAUCACUCACCUCUGCACUCUACUGAUAGGGAGCUUCUCAUGGCUGUUUAGUAGCAAAUUGUAUAAAGAAAAAUACACAGAAGAGUUUUGAACUUGAUCAUUAGCAUCUAUGAUUAAAAUAUGUUUUAUUUAUUUUAUUAGAUGUUCAAUAUUUUCUAUGAAUUUAUAUAAAAAAAAUAACAAAAAAUAAAAAGCCAAAGCCAACUUUAGAUGCGUUACAAAUUCACAUGAUUCAUAGUCAUUACUAUACCUUAAUUGAUGUACAAACCUUUUAUUUUCAUAAAAAUAUUAUUCAAAUGACACAUUUGUAUUGCACUGUAAGUCUCACUGAUUUAUGUUGAUUGAAAAUGUUCCUUAUUCUGAAUGGUGUUGCAGAGGAUCCAGUUGCAUUUAGUGCCACAGGACAGGCAUGUAAGACUAUUUAAUUUGGUAAUGGCCAGGUUUUACUAUCAGUUGUUUUUACCCUGUGAUGCCAGUGGGCGCCAGGAGUUGCUAUGCAAUGUGUUGGAAGUUCCACUGGUUCCUAGGGGAGAGGGUGGUGCUUGCUCUUCCCUCUCCCGUAUUUUGCAGUUUGGUUCCCUAUCAGAAGUCUGCCUUAUUUUCUACAAUAUUUCUACAAUGCAUUCCACAGCAAAGAUGGAGGGAGAGGUAAAAUAUAUUUAAACAUUUUGUAGCUUCUCUAUUUUGUUUUGCAAAGGUAUUACUUAACUCCAGUUUGGAAAGGUAUGUACCUUCACAAAUUAAAUAAGACAUUCACAGUAAGCACCAGUAACAAUAAAGUGUAUAUUUUAAGAAUUGUCAA
Molecule: messenger RNA, 4954 nt
Organism: Pseudophryne corroboree (corroboree frog)
Lineage: Eukaryota; Metazoa; Chordata; Amphibia; Anura; Myobatrachidae
Gene: PDE8A
Product: phosphodiesterase 8A
Exons: 22
Coding region: 1043-3604 (853 amino acids)
Biological process (GO): positive regulation of ERK1 and ERK2 cascade; cellular response to epidermal growth factor stimulus; signal transduction
Molecular function (GO): 3',5'-cyclic-AMP phosphodiesterase activity
Source: RefSeq, a predicted model, not a curated record